Messenger RNA from Dentiscutata erythropus, 152 nucleotides. The record is from the annotation of a GenBank genome assembly. Lineage: Eukaryota; Fungi; Glomeromycota; Glomeromycetes; Diversisporales; Gigasporaceae.
AUUAUGAUAUUGAGGGAACUGGUGAUAUUGAUGAAGCUGUUGAGAUCGAUAACACUGAUGAAAUUGAUGAAUUUGGCGAAUUUGUUGAAAUUUAUGAAAACGCUGAGAAAGAGACUAGUGAAAUUAAUGCAGCUAGAAUAUUGAUAGAUGAG